AAUUAGAAGAGAACUUCUGGUUUAUGAAAUCUAGGACUGAUUGGAUUGUAGAUGGGGAUAGAAACACUCGCUUCCUUCAUCCUUCUAUUCUUCGGACUUCUUCUCUAAUCUUUUCAUCUUCUCAUGGUCACUCCUACUGUGAUUCCUUUUUGGAUUUGAUUUUGGAUCUUCAUGAUGGAAUUAACCUUGACUGGCUUGGAGGUAUCCCCUCUGAAGCUGAGAUCCUUAAAGUUGUCCAGUCUAUGAAACCCUUCAAAGCACUUGGUCCUGAUGGGUGUCUUCUUGAAAAGUGGAAUGAAUGCCUCCUUGUCCUCAUACCCAAGGUUAAAUCUCCAGAAACUAUCCAGCAAUUAUGUCCUAUUGGGUUGUGCAAUACUCUAUACAAAGUUAUUUCCAAAAUUCUGGGACUUGGAAUUAAACCUUGGAUGGAUCAUCUUAUAUCCCCAUGCCAAUCUAGUUUUAUCCCUGGGAGGCAAGGCACGGAUAAUAUUCUUAUCUUACAGGAAUUAGUUUAUUCUUUUGGUAAGAAAACUGGGAAAAUUGGAGAUAUGGUUGUCAAACUCGAUCUUGAGAAGGCUUAUGACAAACUCAAAUCAGGGGAGCAAGUUAAUGCUGCCAAAUCUAGAAUUUUCUUCUCUAAGAACAUUGAUCAAGAUACUAGGAAUUCUCUUUGUUCUAUUCUUAGUUAUGCUGAAACUGACUCCCUUGGCACUUACCUUGGUGUUCCAAUCUCCCCAAAAAAGCUUACCAAGAGUAAAUGCCAAUUUCUCAUUGAUAAAGUGAGGGCUAAGCUUACUGGCUGGAAAUCUAAGUUCCUCUCCUUUGCUGGUUGUGUUACACUGGCUUUUUCAGGGUUUGAUGUUGAGCACAGAACAAUUCACCUUGUAAAUUGGCAUACUGUGACUCAACCAAAGGCUAUGGGAGGCCUCGACCUCAAAAGCUCCAAGGAAGCAAACCUCAUUGCCAUGUGUAAAAUUAAUUGGCGCCUAUUCACUAAGAAGGAUAAGCUGUGGUGUGACAUGUUUUGCAAGAAAUAUAGGAUCUCAGACUAUCAUAACGCCCUUUCCCAAUUUGGGUCACCUAUUUGGAAAUCUAUUUCUGAAGGUUUUGAUCUUUUUAAAGCUGGUGUCAAGUGGAUCCCUCAUAAUGGCCAGAAUGUUAAGUUCUGGACCGAUUGUUGGAUUGGGGAUCACCCCCUCUCCUUGUUAUUUUUUGGUCCUCAUCUUACUAAGCACGCUACAGCUGGUGGCUUAUUUUGUGACUCUAAGGGUAAUUGGGUUAUGGGAUUUGUGAGUCAAAUUGGCAUUUCUAAUAGUUUAGCUGCUGAACUUUGGGCUCUUAGGGAUGAUCUCCAUUUUGCUGUGGCUAAUUGUUUCACUCACUUGAAGACAGAGUAUAACUCUAGUAUUGCCUCCCAGCUUAUUUCUGGUGCUCCCUCCCCUAAGCACUCUCUGUCUUCUCUUGUUAUGGAUUGCAGGGAAUUGACGCAGCAACUCCUUUAUAUCGAUAUUAAUCAUAUCGUCCAUCAAUCCAACAUGGUAGUUGAUGCAAUGGCUAGGCUGGGACACGAUCUUCUUCAAGAUUUUUUUAUUUUCUCUCACUGUCCCUAUGCUAUCAAACUGUUUUGUAUUUUGGAUAUUAUGGGGUUUGAAUUCCCUAGACAUUAGUUGUAUGUUGUUUUUCAUUUUUAAUGCAUCUCUUAUUUUACCAAAAAAAAAAAAAGAAAAGAAAGAAAACUAAACCCUCAGCAGCGUUCACACCUUUUAGGACAAUAAAUACUUACUUUGAAU
Molecule: messenger RNA, 1790 nt
Organism: Rubroshorea leprosula
Lineage: Eukaryota; Viridiplantae; Streptophyta; Magnoliopsida; Malvales; Dipterocarpaceae
Source: the annotation of a GenBank genome assembly